UAGGUCUUCUACAAUUCCCCAUGUGCUCUGGCUUAAUGCAAAAAAUACAUCUUUUUAGCUCUAUUAAUUUUUGCCUGCGAUCCUUCGCUGUACUAGUUUGUCUGCAUUCAUCCCCCCAAUGUCCCUUUUUUCCACAAAAUAUACAAGGGUAUAUUGGGGCUCUCCUCCCACCUUCAGGCUUAUUUUGAUUUUGGUUGUUGUUGUUUUUGUUAUAUUUUGCGCGUGUAUUGAAAUUUCUAUUUUUUGCUUCAGUAUUUGCGAAUGUUCUAGUUACUUCCUUUUCAUUAUUUCUUCUUAGAUUUUGGAAGUUUCUUUGGCUUUUUUGGAUAUUUUGCUCAACUUUUUCGUUUGAUUUUGCGUGAAUGGAGAGGACAAGUUCCUCUUUCUCUAUUACUUCACGCAAAGCUUUUCUGAAAGCUGCGGUGUCC
Meloidogyne enterolobii is the source of this 428-nucleotide messenger RNA. NCBI's taxonomy places the organism in Eukaryota, Metazoa, Nematoda, Chromadorea, Rhabditida, Meloidogynidae. The record is from the annotation of a GenBank genome assembly.